Messenger RNA from Verticillium dahliae VdLs.17, 969 nucleotides. Its product is annotated as MRG15 protein. Bases 1 to 969 code for a protein of 322 amino acids. The record is from RefSeq and is a predicted model, not a curated record. Gene Ontology annotation, cellular component: nucleus; Rpd3S complex; NuA4 histone acetyltransferase complex. NCBI's taxonomy places the organism in Eukaryota, Fungi, Ascomycota, Sordariomycetes, Glomerellales, Plectosphaerellaceae. Gene Ontology annotation, biological process: regulation of DNA-templated transcription; chromatin organization. The transcript has 4 exons.
AUGGCUACCUUUUCCUUUACAACCUGCACUGCGGUCGGCAAUACCUCCCCCCGCUGCACCUCAUCAUGGCUGGCCCAGACUCUAGUGAGGCCGUCGUGUGUUUCCACCUGGAGGGAGCCUCCUCGCGCCUACGACAGCUUCAAAAGGCUGCCUAGGCCAGACCAUCUGUACGUCGACCCGGCUGGCAAGUGCUUGUUCGACAAGAAGCAUGUCUACUAUGGCCAACGGGUCAACAAAACAGCAGCCGCCACGUCUCUUAAGAAGAAGAAGGCGCAGAAGAAGGUCGAGAAGAGCAAUUCCCCCUAUGGUGAAUGGAGUCUCACAGUCUGGGGGUGUGUCGUCACACUUCCUGGAUGCUCCAUCGCCAGACCAGACACUGAAGAACCCCGGAUUGGCUCAAUUUCGAGCUUUGAGGAUGGGUUUCACACACGCCCCUCUAUCAGGCUGCCUGUCCCAGACCACAUCAAGGGGAUCUUGGUUGAUGACUGGGAGAACGUGACCAGAAACAACCAGCUCGUCCCGCUGCCUCACCCGCAUCCGGUCGAUCAGAUCAUCAAUGACUAUCUCGAAUACGAACGUCCGUCGCGCGACCCUGAGUCGCCGCACGUUGACAUUCUCGAGGAGACCAUGGCGGGUCUCAAGGAGUACUUUGAAAAGUCACUCAGUCGCAUUCUCCUCUAUCGCUUUGAGCGCCCCCAGUACCACGAGAUCCGCAAGGAGUGGGAAAAGACUGGGGAGAAUGGACCCAAGUCUGUCUGCGACACGUAUGGCGCUGAGCAUCUCUGCCGUCUCAUCGUCUCCCUCCCUGAACUCGUGGCUCAGACUACAAUGGAUCAGCAGUCCGUAAGCCGUCUGCGGGAGGAGAUCUCCAAAUUCACCGUCUGGCUUGGCAAGAAUGCCACCAAGUACUUUGUAAGCGAGUAUGAGACGCCUGCGCAAGAGUAUAUUGACCGCGCUCGCAACAUCUGA